Saccostrea cuccullata (small rock oyster) is the source of this 1846-nucleotide messenger RNA. RefSeq lists its product as uncharacterized. Lineage: Eukaryota; Metazoa; Mollusca; Bivalvia; Ostreida; Ostreidae. The transcript is spliced from 7 exons. Bases 440 to 1213 code for a protein of 257 amino acids. The record is from RefSeq and is a predicted model, not a curated record.
AGUGUUUACAAAAACACAACUUUGUGUGUAAUUAAACAUACAUCCCAGAUUACACGUAAAUGUGAAAUGAAAACACGCGCCAUAAGUUAGGUAUGAGUCCCCAUUGUUCAAUUUCCGUUGUAGAAUUUAAAUUGAAUAGAACUACAUUCCACUGUCGAUAAUGCGAUUAUGGUUUUUGUGAAGUGGAGAAAGAGGAAAAACUAAAAGCAGGGUCUCCGUUAAAACAGGAGGAUAUUUGUCUAAGGCAGUGUGUCUUCAUCUUUCGUGUCGUUAGAAGAUUUCUCUCUCUUGUCGCCGACUACAGGUGUAUCGAGUCGUCUGUGAUGACGCGCUCAGGUGAACUGUCGCACAGUGUCCCGUUCAUGACUUACGGUCGAUAGAACAGGAAGGAGACACAUUUAAUGGUGGCAUAGACUUCUACAUAUUAACACACGGUGGCAUGGCCAUUGUGAAGACUUUUCUGUGUUUCUCUAACACCAGGGUAGGAACCCUUAUAUGUGGAUGUUACACCUUGAUUAAUUCCUUGGUGUGUCUGGUAUUUUACCUUUUCCGAUAUGUUGGCUACCAGCUCAUCGAAGACUCCCAAGAGUACAAAGGCAUUGUGUACGCGGGGUUUGUUUUGUACGGGUUAAUGAUAGCAGCUUCCCUCAUCCUGAUUCCGGGGGUACAGUUGGACAAGCGCUAUCUCCUGUUACCCUGGGUGUACGUCCUUAUCCUCAAUGUGUUAUACGAGACAGGCUCCAUAGCUCUCCUGACCACUGUCCAUAUGGAGAGAGAGAAAACACUUAAUGCAUGGGAGAUAGUUUGGAUGUUUUUCUACUGUUUUAAACUCAUUGCAAAUUGCUACUGCUUCGCUUGCGUGGUCUCCCAGUACCAGGAACUUUCAGAAGGAAGAGGAACCUAUGAAUAUUUAUACAAACCUAGAAAUCGUCGAGCCUUGGGAAGAGCGCGGGAAUUUGACCUUGACACUUUUGAACUUCCGUUUGGGGUUCAUCUCCCGCCAUACUGUGAAACAGAUCCGUGUAAAGAAUUAAAUCCUCCAUUAUACGAACAGUUAUAUCCGCAACCAAAACGUGAGGAGAGAAGACAAACAGGACUGUGUCAUAAUAUACAAACAGUAGAUUCACAUUUACAUAGACCUAAUUAUAAUCAAAGAUAUUCAGGGGAUCUCCCAGAUCGGUAUUCCAUAACAGUUGAUGUUGUUUGGAUAUGACGUCAUCAAUAACAUUUGAUGAUUUCUGCCAUAGGUGUUCUUUGUCAUCUGUCUCCCGAGACAUCCAAUCUCAUUACAGUGGAGCAAAGGAGUCAACCUUCGUUAUUGCAUUGGCAACAUCGCAUAACAGUGGAGCAAGAAAAUUAACUCCGUGUUCUUGUACUGGAAACAUUUCACCACAUUGGAAUAAGGAAGUCAACUCCGUGUUUGUAUUGGCGACAUAUCUCAAAGGAGCAAGGGAAUUAAUUCUGUCAUAUUGUAUUGGCGAAAUAUCACCACAGCGGAGCAAAGAAAUCAACUCCAUGUUAUUGGCACUUGCUCAUAAAUUUCUACAAUAUCCUCCUCAUUUUGCUCUUUCGAGUUUUGAUUAUUUUUCAUUGUGAAGGAGGGAGAAAUGCGUUUUUACAAAGACACGUGAAACCAGGGCUUAUGUUUUAUCCGUAGUUUUAAUUUAACCAGAUUGGUGCUUUUAAUCACCUUUUAAGCUUUGAUGGAGAUGCGAGUACUGUCCACUGUUCUGGAACUUCCUCUGGUGUCAUGAUUUACCUUUCUACCUCAGGGAUGUAUUUAUAAAUAUAUAUGUUGUAAAAAAAAAUUCAAUGUGCCAAAGAUAAUAAAUAUUACACGAGUUUC